Molecule: messenger RNA, 3053 nt
Organism: Aspergillus homomorphus CBS 101889
Lineage: Eukaryota; Fungi; Ascomycota; Eurotiomycetes; Eurotiales; Aspergillaceae
Product: snoRNA-binding rRNA-processing protein DIP2
Exons: 3
Coding region: 12-2900 (962 amino acids)
Biological process (GO): maturation of SSU-rRNA
Cellular component (GO): Pwp2p-containing subcomplex of 90S preribosome; small-subunit processome
Molecular function (GO): snoRNA binding; protein binding
Source: RefSeq, a predicted model, not a curated record
GACACCCAACGAUGGUGAAGUCAUAUUUAAAAUUCGAGCAUUCGAAGACUUUCGGGCUCAUUGCCUCCGGUUCGUCUAAUGCGAUCUGGGCCCGCGAUGAGGAGAGCCUGGGUACUGCGCGCCGAACGGGCUCCGGAAGAGCCAUCGUGGGCGCGAGUGAGGAAGUCCUUUGCUGGGACAUCAAGAAAGGAGAGCUGCUAGGCAGGUGGCGAGACUCGGCCUGCAAAGCACAGGUCACAGUAAUCACGCACAGCAAGACGGACGAGGAUAUUUUUGCGGUCGGUUAUGAGGAUGGAAGCAUUCGUCUCUGGGAUUCGCGAACCGAGUCCGUGAUCAUCUCUUUCAAUGGUCACAAGUCCGCCAUCACCCAACUUGCCUUCGAUAGCGCCGGAGUUCGCCUUGCGAGUGGCUCGAAAGAUACGGACAUCAUUCUCUGGGAUCUGAUCGGAGAAGUCGGACUUUUCAAGAUGCGCGGACAUACCGACCAGAUCACUUCACUGAAUUUUCUCACCCCCUCCACCGAAUUACUCAACGCUGCCGGCCUUAGUGAUCAUGCAGGAUUUUUGUUGUCGACGGGCAAGGAUGCGCUGAUCAAGGUCUGGGAUCUGGCGUCGCAACACUGCAUUGAAACCCAUGUGGCUCAAUCGAACGGCGAAUGCUGGAGUUUGGGGCUUUCACCUGACGAGAGUGGUUGUAUCACCGCUGGCAAUGACGGAGAGCUCAAAGUCUGGUCAAUUGAUGAGAGCGCUAUGAUCGAAAUUUCAAAGGAGAAGGUCGGAUCUGAAGGCCAGAAGAUUCUGACAGACAGGGGAACAUUCUACCGCAACGGCAAGGAUCGCACGAUUGGAAUCAGCUUCCACCCCCGCUCGGACUACAUUGGGAUUCACGGUUCGGAGAAGGCAGUCGAGAUUUGGCGCAUCCGCUCACAGGUCGAGGUGCAAAAGAGUCUGGCAAGGAAGCGCAAGAGAAGAAAGGAGAAGGACGCGCAGCGUGCUGCAGACAAGGAAGGAGCGGUCGUGGAGGCUGACACCCAGACACCUGACGACGCAGCGUCUGCACCGGUUUCAGAAGUCUUCGUUUCGCACACCAUUGUUCGUACUGGGGGCAAGGUCCGGUCCUUCGACUGGAUCAGGACGAAAUCUAGCGGGAAUCUGCACCUGCUGGCUGCUACUACGAACAACCAGAUUGAGGCCUACAGUGUCGUGACCGCCAACAAAAAGAACAAGGACGAGGACGAAUCGGAGUACACUCGAAAUCUGGCAGUCGAUAUUCCAGGCCACCGCACCGAUAUUCGUUCCGUUGCAUUGAGCUCUGAUGAUCGAAUGCUGGCGUCUGCGUCCAAUGGAAGCCUCAAGAUAUGGAACAUUCGCACCCAAAGCUGUCUGCGUACACUCGAAUGCGGCUAUGCCCUCUGUUCGGCCUUCCUACCCGGAGACAAGAUUGUCGUCGUUGGAAACAAAGACGGCCAACUUGAGGUUUUCGAUAUCGCCUCCUCGACUCUCCUUGAUACGAUCAAGGCCCACGACGGGCCGGUAUGGUCCCUGCAAGUUCACCCAGAUGGCAAGUCCCUGGUCAGUGGCAGUGCCGACAAGACUGCCAAGUUUUGGAACUUCCAGGUUGUUCAGGAAGAGAUUCCGGGGACGAAGAGAACCACACCGCGACUCAAGCUGGUACACACAAGAACCUUGAAGGUCUCCGACGACAUCCUCAACGUUCGCUUCUCCCCUGAUGCUCGAUUGUUGGCUGUUGCUCUGCUGGAUAAUACGGUCAAGGUGUUCUUUGUCGAUUCACUCAAGCUCUUCCUCAACCUUUACGGCCACAAACUUCCGGUCCUUAGCAUGGACAUUUCGUGGGAUAGCAAAUUGAUUGUCACAUGCUCAGCCGACAAGACUGUCCGCGUCUGGGGUCUGGACUUCGGUGAUUGUCACAAGUCAUUCUUGGCUCACGAGGACAGUGUUAUGGCUGUUGCAUUCGUCCCCAACAACAAAGAAGGAAACGGCCACAACUUCUUCAGUGCUAGCAAGGAUCGUUUGAUCAAGUACUGGGAUGGUGAUAAGUUUGAGCAUAUUCAGAAGCUCGCUGGACACCAUGGUGAGAUUUGGGCGCUGGCCAUCAGCCACUCUGGAGAAUUUAUUGUCACUGCCAGUCACGAUAAGAGCAUCCGCACCUGGGAACAGACGGACGAACAGCUGUUCUUGGAAGAAGAGCGGGAGAAAGAGCUCGAAGAGAUGUAUGACAACUCCCUCACCGCUUCCCUCGAACAGGACGAGGACGGCGAGGACGGUGAAAAGGCCGAAGCCGUUGAUGCCGGCAAGCAAACGACCGCCACGCUCAUGGCCGGAGAAAAAAUCAUCGAAGCUCUGGAUUUGGGAAUGGAGGAUCUCGAAGUCAUGCGCGACUGGCGUGUCGUUAAGGCCAAGCAGCCGAAUGCAGCUCCUCCCAAACGCAAUCCCCUGUACAUGGCACUGGGUGACGUUUCCGCCGAAAGACACCUCCUGAACGUUGUCCAAAAGAUUCCCGCUGCCGCUCUACAGGACGCUCUGCUGGUUCUUCCCUUCUCCAAGAUCCCGGCUCUGUUCACGUUCCUUAAUAUCUGGGCUAGUCGCGAGUGGAACGUCCCCCUUACCUGCCGUGUUCUCUUCUUCAUUCUCAAGACACACCAUCGUCAGAUCAUCGCCAGCAGAAUGAUGCGGCCGAUGCUGGACGGCAUCCGCGCCACCCUGCGCCGGGUGCUGGCGCGCCAGAAAGACGAGAUGGGCUUCAACAUCUCCGCACUGCAGUUUGUCGGCCAGCAGAUCAAAGAAUCGAGCACGAAGGACUACAUCGACGAGGCCGCCUAUGAGGAACAGGAGAGAAUGACAGGUACGGGCAAGAAACGGCAGUUCAUUAGCAUUGCUUGAACAAGUUCUGUCUCAGGAUGAUUUGUUUUCAAUAUCUGUAUCCAUGCAUGUGUCCGGCGUUCAGAAAUAGUUUUAGGGUCGAUUCCUUUUUCCUCGUUUUCUUUUGGCUACGCAUGAAAAGUUCUAUAUCCGGAAGGUUAUGAUAUGUUUAAG